UUCUAAAAUUUUUGUAAAUAAGUGAUUUUUCUCCUUUCACUGAUGUGCGCUAAUGAGGCUGCAGUGAUGGCCACUGAUAGGCUGCACUGAUGAACACUGAUAGGUGGCACUGAUUGACAGCACUGUUAGGUGGCGCUGAUUGGCAUUGAUAGGGGGCACUGACUGGCACUGAUGGGUGACACUGAAAGGCAGCUCAGAUGGGCACUGAUAUGUGGCAUUGAUGUGCACUGGUAUGCACUGAUAUGUGGCACUGAUGGGCACUGGCAUGUGGCACUGAUGGACACUGACAGGUGGCACUGCUGGGGCUACACUGAUCAUCAGUGCCCUGAUGUUCAGUGU
This is a messenger RNA of Staurois parvus, 339 nucleotides long. Lineage: Eukaryota; Metazoa; Chordata; Amphibia; Anura; Ranidae. The record is from the annotation of a GenBank genome assembly.